This is a messenger RNA of Carassius carassius (crucian carp), 1199 nucleotides long. RefSeq names its product purine nucleoside phosphorylase-like. Bases 1 to 876 code for a protein of 291 amino acids. Gene Ontology annotation, biological process: nucleoside metabolic process. The transcript has 6 exons. The record is from RefSeq and is a predicted model, not a curated record. Gene Ontology annotation, cellular component: cytoplasm. Lineage: Eukaryota; Metazoa; Chordata; Actinopteri; Cypriniformes; Cyprinidae. Gene Ontology annotation, molecular function: purine-nucleoside phosphorylase activity.
AUGCACAGUAAAGAUCAAUUCUGCCAUGAGGACUAUCAGAGAACGGCAGACUGGCUGCUGUCCCAGACAAAACACAGACCUAAAGUAGCCAUCAUCUGCGGUUCGGGACUGGGAAUGCUUGCGGAUGCGCUCAAAUGCCAAGACUCGUUCAAAUACUCAGAUAUCCCUGGCUUUACUCAGAGCACAGUAAAGGGUCAUGCUGGAAGGCUGGUUUUUGGAGAGCUCAAAGGGAAGACCUGUGUGUGCAUGCAGGGCCGAUUCCACAUGUAUGAGGGUCACUCGCUAAGCAAGGUCACUUUUCCAGUAAGAGUGUUCAAGCUUCUGGGUGUCGAAACCUUGAUUGUCACUAAUGCAGCAGGAUCAUUAGCGGACAGUUAUAGCUGUGGUGAUAUUAUGAUCAUAUGUGAUCACAUUAACUUCCCUGGGCUUGCUGGACUGAACCCUCUAAAUGGCCCUAAUGAUGAUAAGUUUGGUCCUCGAUUUCCGCCCAUGUCUGGGGUCUAUGACAAAAGCCUACGGAAGAUGGCGUUCGACAUCUGUAAGAGCAUGGGUGUCUGCCAGUAUGUUCAAGAGGGCGUCUACUGCAUGGUGGGAGGACCCAACUUUGAGAGCAUAGCUGAGGCCCGCCUUCUGCACCGACUGGGAGUGGAUGCAGUUGGAAUGAGUACUGCACCGGAAGUGUUGGUUGCCAGUCAUUGUGGCAUGAGAGUCUUUGGUCUCUCCCUCAUCACUAACAAAGUAGUAAAAAGCUAUGAGGAUAUUGAGUCUGUCAAUCAUGAAGCUGUGCUGGAAGUGAGCAAAAUGCGUUCAGAGAUGCUGCAGGCCCUCGUCACAGAGCUCAUCACCCGCAUGGACAUCAACAACAACACGGCAUGAUGUCACCAACACUAUAACUGCCAAUCAAACCUCAUUCAGGAAAGUCUGCAGCUAUACUAUGAUCAUGUUUUUAAUUUCUUUAUUUCAUUGAAUGUUAUUACAGAACAUCUGUUUCAAUAACACUUUUUUUUUUUUAGAUAUUUAAAUGUUUUUACCAUUUGCAGUGAUCACAAAAAUGAUCUUGUUUAAAGGUGCCAUAACAACAAACAUAAAACACUAGGUUAUUCCAUGUUAUUCAUUAAAUUUUUAUCAUUUUUUAGCUGUGAAGGUUGCAUAUGCAUCUGUAUAUUGAUGCUUACAUAGUAUUAAGCACAACUUUAUGU